GCCACGCGUCAAAUUAAGAUGGAGGUUGUGAAUAAGGUCUAUCAACUACAACAGACUGCUGUUCAAUUCCAGGUUGAAUGUGUGGAAGCACUUCCGGGUGGUUGCUGGGCCAGAGACGGUGGGAUCAUGGCUGCUGACGGGUUGCAGGAGCAGGUUUUAAAGCUGCAGACUCGCUUGUCAGAGGCUCAGGAACCGAAGAAGAUCCUGAAGACCUUGAAGCGCUUGAAUGAACUUCCUAUCACUGUGGAUAUUUUAGCUGAUACAGGAAUUGGGAAAACUGUGAAUGGAUUCAGGAAGCAUGAUGUGGUUGGAGAUUAUGCCAAGAACUUAGUCUCUAAGUGGAAGAAGCUGGUACCCCAGGAAGUAGAACGAUCCACCAAUACAUUGGACGAGCGAGAAUUUAGUUAUAAUAAAGGAGUAUCUAGAAAGAGACACCGGGACCCUCCUUCAGAAGAUGAUUAUGGACAAACAUUCCAGACCCUUCCUAGAGAGUCCAGUGAACCAAACUAUGAACAUAUUCAAGGGAAAAGGAGACACUUAUUGGAGAGUGAGAAAUCUUUCAGGUCUGGUAGCUAUAGCUACCAGUCUUCAAAAUCCAAUUUUAAAGAGGAGGCAGAGAGAUGGACUAAAUCUCCUCCUGUGGAGGACUAUGAUGAGGAAAAUGACUAUUCUGAGGAAGAUGUUGAACAGCCUAUGCAGCCAUCAAAAAGCUUCCAUAAAGCUCCUCGGGACCACCACAGCUCAGAGGUGGAAGUGAACACAGGAUGUGACAGGGAACAUAAGUCUUUGCACAAGGAAAAGCAGCAAUCAGCUACAAAAGAUGAAGAAAAAUAUAAAUUUUCCUCACUCCAAAUGCAAGAUAAAAUAAGAUCUUCCUUAAAGGAACAGCAUAAUCAUAGGGAUCGAGGAGAGUUUGCUUCAAUAAGUUCCAGUCAUAAGAAAAUUCGCCAGCAACCUGAGGAAACUUUAGAAUGUAAAAAAUAUAAGCACAGAGACUCAGACAAACGAAAACCUGAUCAUGAAGAACCAAGGAAUACAUCGGAAAAACCCAAAGAGAAACCUACAUCAAGUAAACAGAGAGAACAGUCAGAUUCAAAAAAAUCAAGGCCUACAGAAAAGCAUCAGUCUGUUUCUUUCCCUAAGGACUCUACUAAACCAGAAGCAGCUGAUGACUUUGAAGAACCGACAAUGUCAUUUGAGUCUUACCUAAUCUAUGACCAGCCACAGAAAAAAAAGAAAAAGGUUAACAGACCUGUUGAGAAAGUUAAAGAGACUCGGCCGGAUAAAUCCAAAGGGUCAGAUAAACUUGUGUCAAAAUCAGGUUCUAAAAGCUCAGACUCCUCUUGUAGAGAGAAGAAUGUUGAGGAAAAGAAGAAAUCCAAACGGCACAUUGAGGAAGUGCCUAGUGUUAAACCCAGAAAGAUGAUGAUUGAUGUAGUACCUGUAUUACCAGAUAUCCCAUUGCCACUCAUCCAACCCAACUACAGACCCCUUCCUUCAAUGGACAUGACCCCAUUAUCACCACCAAAAAGGAAAGCUGUGUCUGUUCUAUCCGAGGAGGAUCUGGGAUUUACUGGUCGCCGGUUUAACUCAAAGAUGCAGGUGUAUUCCGGAUCAAAGACUGUCUACCUCCCAAAGAUGAUGUCACUGUAUGAACAGUGUAUUCGGGUUUUACAAAACAACGUGGAUUCUAUUCAUGAAGUUGGAGGAGUGCCAUUUGAAAUUUUAGAACCUGUGCUGGAACGAUGUACCCCUGAACAGCUAUAUCGGAUUGAGGACUGCAAUCCGACUUUUGUUGAAGAAACUGAUCACCUGUGGCUGAGACACUGUAAACGAGAUUUUAAGAACCAGGACCGACAAGAGUUUGAGUCAUGGCGUGAAAUGUAUCUACGUCUUCACGAUGAGCGAGAGCAGAAACUGCGAGCUAUAACACAAAGCAUUAGUUCAGCACAUGCCAGCAAACCAAAGGGCCGACAAGCAAAGCUGGCCUUUUUAAAUACUGAAGUAAAGCCACCCAGAGAUGUAAGGCGCAGACAGGAGAAGCAUGGAACUGGAGUAUCGAUUUCAGCACCUCCGAGGAUAAAGAUGCAAAGUCAAGUAGGAAGCAGUGGCAGUGGAGGAGGCAAUCAGUCCUUUGAUGGUCCUAGUACUAGCCAUGGCUCCACAUCAUCCAGUCUGACACCCCCCAAUAGUGGAGGAGGACUCCAUGAAUCCAAGAAACCCCAGGUCAAAAAAAUUGCACCAAUGAUGGCAAAAACAAUAAAGUUUUUCAAGAACCGUUUUAGUCGAAGAUAAAAUGUGUGUGAAAGACAGAAGGAACAGUAACAUCACCCCCACUCUUUGAAUAGUGAUGUAUCUACUGGUCCUAUUCUGAGCCAUUUUGCGUGCUCAAGAACAUAAGGGUACAAAUUGCAAUACCAAGAACUGAAAGACAGUUUGUGUGCUUGAAAUGAUGUCUAUGGAUUACAUCUUAUUUUUAAAAAUAUUUUAUUAUUUUACAUUUAGAAGCGAAAAUGUAAGCUCUUGUUACUGGGCACUGAGUGUUUUAUUUCCCCUCUAGAAUAUUCAUGUGUAAAUAACACUUGGGCCUGUCUUGUUGCACAAAAUUUAAUCAUUAUAUUUUCCAAAUCCUUUACAUUUUUAAAUUGUCAUCAUAAAGACAUGUUGAUUUUAAUGAUGAUGAAUUUGAGGCCUAGACAAUAUUAAUGUUGCAGUAUUGGUUUUAAUGUUCUUUCCCAUUGUUCUCUUUCUAUCUCUUUUACUAUUGUGCCAAUCUUUUCGCAUCUCAUGCUCUACAGCGGUUUUGGCAUUUUAACAUCGGUUGCCUCAUUUGGGUAGGAUUCAUGGAUCGUAAAUUACAUUAACAUUGUAGGAAAAGAAAUGCAGUCACAGAAAUAAUUCGUGCCAUCUUGACUUCUGUUUUGUGGUAAUAUUAUUUCUCCUAAUAAAGUCCUGGUGCUAAAAGUAAA
Messenger RNA from Rhincodon typus (whale shark), 2969 nucleotides. It is a transcript of the gene eloa, whose product is annotated as elongin A. Gene Ontology annotation, biological process: transcription elongation by RNA polymerase II. The transcript has 11 exons. Lineage: Eukaryota; Metazoa; Chordata; Chondrichthyes; Orectolobiformes; Rhincodontidae. Gene Ontology annotation, cellular component: elongin complex; nucleus. Bases 19 to 2295 code for a protein of 758 amino acids. The record is from RefSeq and is a predicted model, not a curated record. Gene Ontology annotation, molecular function: protein binding.